This is a messenger RNA of Symbiodinium sp. CCMP2456, 4317 nucleotides long. NCBI's taxonomy places the organism in Eukaryota, Dinophyceae, Suessiales, Symbiodiniaceae. The record is from the annotation of a GenBank genome assembly.
GAUGCUGUGCGACGGAUGGAGAUCCGGAUCGAGAGGAUCUCCUCCGCAGCUGCGCAGUGCCUGGAAGGCCUCGACGCUGCCGAGCGCUCGGCAAGCGUGGCAGAGCGGAAAGCUGGUGAACUCAAGGAGCGCUCGGAGCUUCAAACCGAGAGCUUGGAGGCCCUGAAGAGCGCCGAUGCCGAUCGCCAGGCACAACUUGAUCGGCUGGUGGGGGCAUUGACGGAGCUGGGCGAAAGCCACAAAGGGAUCCGGGCUGAUGUGGAGAGCUUCCGCAGCGUCGAUAGAAGGCACGUGGAGGAGGCCCUUAGCCGCAUCGACGCCCGGCUCGAGCGCCUUGCUGCGACGGCGGCCCAGAAUGCCGAAGGCCAGGCAGACAUCAAAGCCUUCGCACGCGAGGCUGCUGAGAAGGUGGCCUUAGAUGCCCGCGACCUCGUGGAACAGCGCUCCGGGGAGCUUCGCGACCUCCUCGAUCGGCAGUCCUUUGACACUGCUGGAAAGAUCGAGGCACUGAACGUCCUGGAUGCCGAGCGCUUGCAGCAGCUGGACCAAGUCUCCAAAGCUUGCAGCGACCUCGCCGAAGCCCGGAGAGGCCUCCAGGCCGAGGUGGAGCAGGGGCGAGCUAGCGAUCGAAGGCAAGCGGAGGAAGUGUCUCGGCGCCUGGAACAGCGCCUCGAGGCCCUCUCCACGUCCUUGAAUCAAUGCUCUACAGGGCUCGCAGAUGCCCGGACGCAGAGCCGAGAGCUCGUCGACCUACGGGCGACUGAGCUCAAGGACCAGCUGUCUAGCCUCAGAGAUUCGCUGGGUGGCGCAGCUCAGGAGGCGCUGAACCUGGCACGCCGGCAUGAGUCGCUCGAGGAGCUAACCGACCGGCGUUUUGGCGAAGAGCGCCGGGAGCUGGAGGCACUGAAAUCCUCGGACGCGGAGCGACAGAAGCAGCUCGACAGGCUCAACAAGGCCCUCGGAGAGCAGUCGGAAGCGCGGAAAGGAGUGGCUAGCGACCUCGAGCGCUGCCAAGCUUCGGACAGGCAGCAUGCGGACACGCUGCGACGCUUGGAGACUCGGCUGGAGGCUCUGUCUGCUUCCUCGGUGCAGAUGGCCGCAGGUGUCGCAGAGGCCAAGGUCUUCGCCCGCGAGGCAGCGGAGAAGGCCCAGGUGCAGGCCAAGGAACUCCUGGAGCAGCGCGCAGCGGAGUUGAAGGACCAGGCCGAACGGCGGGCAGCGGAGGCGGCGGCGAAGUUCCAGGCCCUGCAAGCAGCAGAUUCUGAGCGGGAGCAGCGCCUCCAGGAGCUGGCCAAGGCCGGCGCGGAGGCCGCAGCGGCGCGGAAAGGACUUUUAGCCGAAGUCGAGAAAUGCCAGUCUAUCGACAGGCAACUUCAAGAUGAGCUGCGCCGUGUGGACGCCCGACUGGAAAAGGUCUCGGCUGUUGCGGUGCAGUCCUCCGAAGGCCUCGCCGAAGUGAAGGCCUUCGCGCGAGAGGCGACGGACCGCACAGCGAUCUUAUCCAAGGAGCAGCUGGAACUCCGGUCCGCCGAGCUGAAGGAACUCUUUGAGCGCCGAGCUACGGAGACAUCAACGAAGCUUGAGGUGUUGCGGGCCGCGGACGCCGAGCGCAGUCAGGCUCUCGACCGACUGUCCAAGGUGUGUGCGGAGCAGAGUGAAGCACGGAAAGGCAUCGUGGCAGAUGUGGAGCACUGCCAGUCCAGCGACAGGCAACUGGAGGAUGCACUGAAGCGCGUCGACGCAAAGGUGGAGUCUGCCGCUUCGGUGGCCUCGCAAUGCUCCGAAGGUGUCGCCGAGGUUCGCGUCUUUGCACGAGAGGCCGUGGACAAAGCAUCCACGCAGAGCAAGGAACUCCUGGAGCUGCGCUCUGCUGAGCUGAAGGCCCAAAUGACCCGACUACACGAAGAGCUGUCGAAGCAGACCUCGAAGGAGCUCCAAAGUCAAAGCCACUCCCUGGCGGAGCUCUCCCGGCGCGCGGACCAGCGCGCCGAAGCCCUGCAGGAGCUCAUCGAGCGCCGCUGCAGUGACAACGCCUCGAAGGUGGAGGGGCUGCGCCUUGCAGACGUAGAGCAGCAGCAGCAGCUCGACAACGUCUCCAAGGCCUGUACCGACAUGUCACAAGCGCAGAAAGGCAUCCUAUUGGAGCUGGAAAAGUCCCAGUCUGCCGAAAGGCAGCUGGAUGAGGCCGCUCAGCGACUCGACGCGCGCAUCGAAAUGGUGGCCGCGGCGGCGAGCACCUGCACUGAAGGCCUCUCAGAGCAGAAGAAGGCCGGCCGGGAAGCUCUGGAGAAGGCCACUGCCCAGACCCACAGCCAGCUGGAUGCUCAAGCUCAAGAAUUCAAGGGCCUUCUGGACCGCCUCACCACCGAGACCUCCUCCAAAAUAGAGGCCCUGCGGUCCUCGGACUCCGAGCACUCCACGCAGCUCGCUGAGCUCACCCGGGCAGCUGCAGACUUCGCCGAAGCUCGGAAAGGGCUUUCUGCCGACAUCGAGGGCCGGAAGGCGGCUGACAGGCAGCUGGAGGAGGCUCUGCAGCGCUCGGAGCUUCGCGUCGAGCGCUUGGCCGCGCAGGCGGCGCAGGCUGUGGAAGGCGUGGCUGAGAUCAAGGCUUCUACGCGGGAGGCCCAGGACAAGGCUGCGACGCAGCAGGAUGAGCUCAAGGAGCGCCUGGAUCGGAGGGCCUCGGACACUGCUGCGCGGCUGGAGGCCCUGCGCGUGGCAGACGCCGAGCGGGCUGCGCAGUUGGCAGAGCUGCUUCGGAACUUCGCCGAGCUCGGCGAAGCCCGCAAAGGUCUGCAAAGUCAGCUGGAGCAGUGUCAGUCCUCCACGAGGCUCCUGCAGGACUCCUCCCAGCGGACGGAGGCGCGACUGGAGAAGGUGAGUGCCCUCGCAUCGCAGAGCCACGAAGGCCUUGCGGAGAUGAAGGCCUUUGCCCGCGACGUGGCAGACAAGGCAGCGGCCCAGAGCCGCGAACAGCUCGAGCAGCGCGCCGGGGAGUUGAAGGAGCUCGUAGAGCAGCGUAGCUCUGAGAGCAACUCCCGGAUGGAGGCUGCCAAGGCCGCAGAUGCUGAGCAAAACGCCCGAGCAGAGCAGCUAGCGAGAGACCUCGUCGAUCUGCGCCGAGGCCUCAUGUCCGAGAUUGAAAAGUGUUUGGCAGCCGACCGGCAGCUGGAAGAUGCACUCAAGCGAAGCAGCCAGGAGGUCGCCAGAUGUGGCGAAGGCCUCGGAGAAGUUCGCAGCUUCGCGCGCGAGGCGGCGGAGAAGGCAUCCACGCAGAUCAAGGAAGUCCUCGAGCUUCGAGCCGGGGAGCUCAAGGAGCUCUUCGAAAAGCGCGCCGGCGAGGGCGACGCAAAGGUGGAGGCCAUCCGUGCCCAGCAGCGAGAACUGCGUGAACAGCUUGGUGAGGUGGGCCGCAACUGCGACGACUUGGCCGAGGCACGACGAGGGCUCCUGGCCGAUGUCGAGGAAGCGCGGACCUUCGACAGAAGGCAAGACGAUGCCCUUCAGCGCCUCGCGGCCCGCGUCGACCGCCUCGGGGCCUCCUCGGCCGAAAUGUCGCAAGGCAUCGCAGAGGUGCGCCUCUUCGUUCGUGAGUCCGCGGAAAGUGUCGUGGCGCAAACUAAGGCCAGGCAGGACGCUUCCGCCGAGGACACGAAGGCAACCUGCGAGGAGCUCCGAACGCAGCUCCAGGCCAGUAUGGCGGUGUGUCGCAACGAAGCCGGAGAGCGCGAGACACGCCUGGCGGCCCGCCUCUCUUUCGCCACCCAGGAGGCGCAGGAGCUCCGAGGAGGCCUCGAAGAGCACAGCCGGCGCCAGGAGAUACUGGGCGCAGAGCUUCGACAGAUCUUGGAAGAUCGCGUCGCGAAGGUGAACUGUGACAUCCAGGAGCAGAAGGACAUGCUCCAGUCGGCCAAGGACGGUUUGCGCAAGUACAUCGGCGAUGCCCUCCGCAAGUCUGAGCAGAAGCUCCAGGCUCUGACGGCACAGCCGAGAGUCCUUGGCCUCGUCAUGGACCAGAUGGAAGGCUUGGUCAGAGGUGUGACGAAAAGAGAGCUGGAGACGUUCCAGCGCGAGGCCAUUGAUGGCCUCGAGUGGAAGCUGGAGAGAUGUGUGCAGUGGCUUCAUGGCGCGAACGUGAAGCUUGGGCUAAACCCGCAGGGCACUCUCUUCUCCACAGACAGGUUUCGCGACAUGCUUUUCGACGACACCGAGCCGUUGACGGGUCGGGUGGAGCCCGUGACGAGUGCCAGAGGACGCUCGCACACUGCGCGGGUGCGAGUCCCUUCUACCGGCAAGUCGGCCAGGUCGCCCGGAUGA